This is a messenger RNA of Helianthus annuus (common sunflower), 813 nucleotides long. Its product is annotated as protein FANTASTIC FOUR 3-like. The coding region runs from base 47 to 682 and encodes 211 amino acids. The record is from RefSeq and is a predicted model, not a curated record. The transcript has a single exon. Lineage: Eukaryota; Viridiplantae; Streptophyta; Magnoliopsida; Asterales; Asteraceae.
ACCUACUCUCUCUUGUCUAUUAUCCCUCACAUUCAAACAAUCAAACAUGUCUACAAUUCUCUGUCGACAACCUUCCAUGAAUUCUUCUCAUGUCGUAGAGGCAACCACCAUGACACUCAAACUUGUUUUACCCGAAUCUUGCAACAAAAGAUCCCCUUUUGAAAAUUAUUUCAACAACGAUAUAAACUCAUAUCUUUAUCACCCAAAAUCUUUUAAACUUAGUGAAAAAAGCCUUGAGCUUUGCACAGAAAGUUUAGGUAGCGAAACUGGCAGCGACAUGAGUGAUGAUGACGCCAAUUUUGCGGUCCCAAUAUCAAGUUUAUCAGUGACGAAGAGGCGGAGAGAAAAGAAGGUGUUGCCACGAAGCUUUCCACCUCCAUUGAUGACUAUGAGUGGGUCCAAACUGUUUCAGGUUAGGCCACAUCGCGAAGGGGGACGGUUGAUUAUCGAUGCAAUAGAGACGGAUUUGGGGAACAGUUGUUUACGAGCUGAACGAAGUAAGGGUCGGUUUAAGUUGACAUGUUGGAAGGAUGAAGAAGGCGAUUUGGAUAUGGGAAGCCAUGAAAUUGACAUGAAGGAUUCAGAGAAAUUUCAAAGGGUGAGAAGGUGCAAUGAAAAUGAGAAUGGAGAUAAAAGAAUAGGCUGUAACUGGGAGCCUUCUUCUUGGGUGGCUAUUUCUUAGUUUGUAUAAACUAUAAAACAUACCAUGCAACAGCACAUUAUUUUUCUUUUUUUUAAGACAUGAUUGGAAAGAGAAUUUUGAGUAACUUAUUGUGGUUUUUUUAUAUAUUACAGUAUAUGAAUUGUCACGUU